Messenger RNA from Phoenix dactylifera (date palm), 1300 nucleotides. The record is from RefSeq and is a predicted model, not a curated record. NCBI's taxonomy places the organism in Eukaryota, Viridiplantae, Streptophyta, Magnoliopsida, Arecales, Arecaceae.
AUCCAGAUGAAGUCCAAGCCCCUUACCACUAAGCUGCCAUCUUGGUGGAAUCCUUGUCUUUAUAUGGACCAUGGAGCCAAGUCUCCGCGGCGUGAAGAACACGUAGAAUACGAAGGAAGAAAAAAGAUGGCAGCCCCAUCCGGCCAAACGCCGCUGCCGCUGAAAGGACGUGUGGCGAUCGUGACCGGCGGCGCCGGCGGCAUUGGAUCCGCCGUCUCCAAACACCUCGCCUCCCUCGGCGCCCACGUAGUCAUCGGCUACAUCGGCGAUCCGACCCCGGCCGAAAACCUGGCCUCCGCUAUCAACGCCACCACCGGUGCAAACUCCUGUCCCCCGCAGGCCAUCGCGGUCGCCGCCGACGUUUCCAAUGCAGCCCAAGUCAAGUCAUUGUUUGACGCUGCCAUGCAUGCCUUCGGCCCCAACCUUCACAUCCUCGUCACUGCCGCGGCGGUAGUCGACGCCGACUACCCAUCGAUCGCCGAGACCAGCGAGGAAAAGUUCGACUGGUUGUUCGGCACCAACUGCAAGGGCACAUUCCUCUGCUGCCGGGAGGCGGCGAACCGGCUGGUGCGUGGCGGCGGCGGGCGGAUCAUCACGUUCUCGUCGUCGGGAGUGGGAUCGCUGCGGCCGGGCUACGGGGCCUACUUAGGUGCCAAGGGUGCCGUAGAGGUGAUGACGAAGAUUCUGGCGAGGGAGCUCCGGGGGACGGGGAUCACGGCGAACGCGGUGGCCCCAGGUUUGAUAGAGACGCCGAUGUUCUACGCAGGGAAGUCGGAGGAGGAUGUGAGGAAAUACAUGGGGGAGGUACCGAUGGGCCGGCUGGGGCUGCCUGAGGACGUUGCUCCGGUGGUGGGGUUCUUGGCCAGCGACGCCGGAGAGUGGGUGAACGCCCAGGUCGUCCGUGUGAAUGGUGGCAACGUCUGAGUCUGAUAGCCGCUGAUCAAGAGUUGCAGCAGGUUAGAAAGUUGUUUGGUGCGAUGGUGUGGUAAAUAAUAAUAGAGUUUUCGUGAGUUGAGAGUUUGAUGGCUUGGCUGUUGUUUUCUCCUUAAUUUGCUGAAACCUUCUGUAGUUUUUUCCUUCUUUCUCUUGUAAUGAAUCGGACCGGGAGGGCUGGUUCACGUUUACCUUGGCCUCUUGAUAAGAUCAGAUGACUCAGACGUAGAACUUGGAUCUGGUUAGAUGUUUGUAAUGGACGUGUCUUUGAAGUGGAGACUAGGUCUCCUUGCCAAAUUUAACUUUGGUAUUGUCUUCAAUGUUAAGUAUAUUUUUUCAACAUUGUUAAACUGAAAUUUUCACUUUU